Molecule: messenger RNA, 1585 nt
Organism: Maniola jurtina (meadow brown)
Lineage: Eukaryota; Metazoa; Arthropoda; Insecta; Lepidoptera; Nymphalidae
Product: proton-coupled amino acid transporter-like protein pathetic
Exons: 9
Coding region: 174-1565 (463 amino acids)
Biological process (GO): amino acid transmembrane transport
Cellular component (GO): vacuolar membrane
Molecular function (GO): amino acid transmembrane transporter activity
Source: RefSeq, a predicted model, not a curated record
GGCUUUAGUCUGUCGCGAACUAUCUUCAUGAUACGAAUCUUGACUCGGAGGCAAUGAGUCGCUUUUAGUGUUUAUUUAAUUUAGUUUUAGUGUUUAGUGCAGUUUUUAGGCUAAAUUAAAAAGUAUUAAUUUUAAAAUAUUUAAACUAAGUAUUUUAUUUAUUAAAUAUUGAAAUGGAAAUGAAUUCAAAUCAUGUGAACACGACACAAAACCAGGUAGAAUUCGACCCAGAGAACAAGCCACCUCCCCAACCACCACCAGAAGUUAGGAAGAGAUUUGUGAUACACGCAGAAAAAGACUCCUUCGACUUCGCCGCACAUAGGCAAAUUAAGAAGCCUACCAAUACCCUAGAAUCUACAGGACACUUGAUAAAAGGAUGUCUGGGCGGAGGCAUAAUGGGCAUCCAUGAGGCUUACAUGAAAAGUGGACUAUGGACGUCAUUGAUUUUCACUGUUAUCUUCGGAUUCUACAUCGCAUAUUGUGUACAUAUACUAAUAAAAUCAGCUCAAACCUUGUACAGGCGGCUACAUAUCACAGAGCUAUCGUAUCCAGAUCUCGCAGAGGCUUCGCUUGAAGUGGGCCCCUUCCCUAGCUUAAGGAAAUAUAGUAAAUGGUUCAGGUACGCAGUUGACGUAGUAAUAUGUAUAGACCUCUUCGGCGCAUGCUGCGUGUACCAGAUAAUAAUCGCCAAGACAAUCAAAGAGGUUGUUGAGGACACCCAGGAAGAAGGCGACCUUAACAGACUGAGGCUUUAUGUCCUGACCUUAUUGCUGCCAGUGAUGUUGCUGUGCAUGAUUACCACGCUCAAGUAUCUGGCACCUUUCUCUUUGAUAGCCGAUGUAUUUAUUGUAACCUGUGUGAUAGCAACAGUGGUAUAUGGCCUACAAUCUGCGCCGCCAAUAAGCUCAGUGCCUGCUUGGAAAGACGCCAUGGGGUUCUUCGAAUUUUGCGGCAUUGUCAUCUUCAGUAUGGAAGGAAUCGGAGUAUCGUUACCAAUUGAAAACAAUAUGAAGGAUCCUACGCAGUUCCCUAAAGUACUGAGUUAUGGUAUGACUAUAGUAGUACUAUUUCUGAUUCUGGUCGGAUUUUUCGGUUAUUGGGGCUUCGGAGAGCAAUCGAUAUCACCCGUUACAUUGAAUUUCCCCAACGCAAUAUUUCCUACAAUACUAAAAUGCCUGAUGGGUAUAAUGAUUUUCAUAACCUUUGCUCUCAACUUCUGGGCACCCUUCAACCUGGUAUGGUAUUACAUGGCGAAGAAGCAUGAUACCAGCAACCAUUGGAUAUGGGAGCGAGUGUACAGAGCCAUAUUCGUGGUGGUUAUAACUGCAAUCGCUAUCGCUUUCCCUAAUAUUGGGAACUUGAUGGGAUUGCUGGGAGCUUUCUGCCUGUCCAACAUGGGCUUCAUAUUCCCCGCUGUGAUAGAGUUGCUGGUGAUCUGGGAGAGCCCUGGCCUGGGCCGCGGGCGCUGGCGGCUGUGGAAGAACCUGCUCGUGAUACUGGCGGGGGUACUGCUGUUCGUAGCCGGCACCUACUCCAACGUUAAAGGGCUCAUAGUGAAUUUGUGAAUAAAUGUACCUACUAAAGA